Leopardus geoffroyi (Geoffroy's cat) is the source of this 3612-nucleotide messenger RNA. It is a transcript of the gene SERPINB9, whose product is annotated as serpin family B member 9. Gene Ontology annotation, molecular function: serine-type endopeptidase inhibitor activity. Gene Ontology annotation, cellular component: cytoplasm. NCBI's taxonomy places the organism in Eukaryota, Metazoa, Chordata, Mammalia, Carnivora, Felidae. The record is from RefSeq and is a predicted model, not a curated record. Gene Ontology annotation, biological process: negative regulation of endopeptidase activity.
UAUUUUUAUUCUGCCUGCCUGAAGGAAUUACUUUCACACAUCUUGACAUGCAAGGUUGGCUGGUGGUGAAAACUUUCAGGUUUCGUAUGUCUGAAAAAGUCUUUAUGUCACCUUCAUUUUCAAAAGGUAUUUUUGAAACAUACAGAGUUCUAGAUUGAUGGUUUCUCUUUUUUCUCCCAGUAUUUUAAAAGUGUUCUGCACUGUAUUCUUGCUUGCAUUUUUUCCCCAAGAAAACUCGGAUAUCAUUUUCAUCUCUGUUUUUCUGUAUCUUUUUUCUUGGAUCGCUUUUAAGAUUUUCUUUUUGUCUUUUAAGCAGUUUGAUCAUGCAGUAUGAUGAUGAAGUGAAUAAAAACCUACAGUGUUAAAACUCAACAAUAAAAAGACAAAUAAUCUAAUUUGAAAAUGAGCAAAGAUUUGAAUGGAUUUUUCCCUGAAGGAGAUUUACAAAGAGCCAGUAACCACAUGGGGAGGUAAAAGAUGCUCAACAUCAUUAGUCAUCAAGGAAAUACAACUCUAAAACAUCAUGCAAUGCCAUUUUCACACCCUCUAAAGUUAAAAAAAAAAAAAAAAAAGAGACCAUAGAUUUCGAGAAACUGAAACCCAUGUACACAGAUGGUAAUAAAAUUUUGUAGCUGCUUUGAAAAAUAGUUUGGCAGUUUUUCAUAAAGCUAAAUACAGAGUUACUAUAUGACCUAACAAUUCCACUCCAGGUAUAGGCCCAACAGAAAUCAAAACAUACAUCUAAACAAAAUCUUAUAUGUGAAUGUUCAUAGUAGCAUUAUUCAUAACAAACAAAAGAGAAAAAACCCAAAUGUCUACCAAUUGAUGAAUGAAUAAAUAAAAUGGACACACACACACACACACACACACACACAAUAUUAUGUCAUCAGUCAUUAAAAGAAAUGAAAUAUAGAUCACUGUUACCUUGAACCAGCAAAGAUCAACCUGAGAACACUGUGCUAAGUGAAAGAAGGCAGUCACAAAAGACUAUAUUAUAUAUGAUUCUAUCUAUAAUAUCCCACAAUAGACAAAUCUAGGCAAAAUGGAUUAGUGGUUGCCAGGGGCUGUGGGAAGAGGGAAUGGAGAAAAUCAUGAAUGGGCAUGGUGUUUCUUUUUGAGGUGAUACAAUGUUCUGGAGUUAGAUAGUGGUUAUAGUUGUACAACUUUGUGAAUAGACUAAGAACCACCGAAUUGUAUGCUUUUAAAGAGUGAAUAUUAUGUUCUGUUAACAGGUCUCAAUAAUGCUGUUAGUUUUUGAAAAGGGAGGCACCCAGGGUGUGAAAUUUAAGGAGGCACUCACUGUCAGGGUCACAUUAAGCACAGGGGUUAACCCCUAAGAGUGUGUGCCUCUUUACAUUUAGUUACCUGGCUUGCCUCUCUCCCUAAUUCAGACCCUCAGGAGAAUGCACUAAUUCAGGUUUGAAUUUGAAAUAGGAAGAGAAAUCUGCUUCAGAAAGUCAUUUAAUCUGUUCUCUUCCUCUGGACAUCAUUACAUCGACAAGAAAGGCUUCUAGUUGCUGGGGUCUCUGGUCACUGGCCACGAGGGAUGGGAAAAGUGUGGGUAUCUGAUGACCUUUCGAACAACCGAAUCAACCAUCCGCAAGCCCGCCCUGCGUCAGCACCCCCAUGUGCUGAGGCAGUCCGGCUCAGUCUGUCUGUUCCCAUCACUUUGGAGAUAAAUGGUAGCGAUUGCAUACACAGCAGCACAAACACCAGAGCCCAAACACUAGCAGGGGAAAAGGGCUCAGGUCCUAGAAGAGCCUGUAUCAUGGAUGCCCUUUCUGAAGCAAAUGGCACCUUUGCCUUUCACCUUUUAAAGAUGCUGUGUCAGGACAGCCCUUCACGCAACGUGUUUUAUUCUCCUGUGAGCAUCUCUUCUGCCCUGGCCAUGGCCUCUGGGGCAAAAGGAAACACUGCUGCCCAGAUGGCCCAGGUGCUUUCUUUAAACACAGAGAAAGAUAUUCAUCAGAGUUUCCAGUUACUUCUUACUGAAGUGAACAAACCUGGCACCCAGUACUUGCUCAGAACAGCCAACAGGCUCUUUGGAGAAAAGACGUGUGAAUUCCUCUCAACCUUUAAGGAAUCCUGUCUUCAGUUCUACCAUGCUGAACUCGAGCAGCUUUCCUUUGCCAAAGCUGCAGAGCAGUCCAGGAAACACAUCAACACUUGGGUCUCAAAAAAGACUGAAGGUAAAAUUCAAGACCUGUUGCCGGAUAGCUCGAUUGAUGCACAGACCAGGCUGGUUCUUGUCAAUGCCAUCUACUUCAAAGGAAGGUGGAAUGAACAGUUCAACAAAAUGUACACAAGUGAAAUGCCUUUUAAAAUAAACCAGAAGGAGCAGAGGCCAGUGCAGAUGAUGUUUCAGGAAGCUACAUUUAAGCUUGCCUAUAUUGAAGAGGUGCAGGCCCAGGUCCUGGAGGUGCCCUAUGUGGGUGAGGAGCUGAGCAUGCUCAUUCUGCUCCCGGAUGACAACGUGGAUCUAAGUUCGGUGGAAAAACAUCUCACUUAUGAGAAAUUUAGAGCCUGGACCAAGCCAGACUGUAUGAAGAGUACCGAAGUGGAAGUUUUCCUUCCGAGAUUUAAACUGGAAGAGGAUUAUGACAUGGAAUCUGUGCUUCAGCGUUUGGGAAUGGUUGAUGCCUUUCAGGGGGACAAGGCUGACUUUUCAGCAAUGUCAGCUGAGAGAGAUCUGUGUCUGUCCAAGUUUGUGCACAAGAGUGUCGUGGAGGUGAAUGAGGAAGGCACAGAGGCCGCGGCUGCCUCAGCCGUAGUGGUCGUGGAGUGUUGCGUGGUAUCUGGACCAAGGUUCUGUGCUGACCAUCCCUUCCUUUUCUUCAUUAGGCACAAUGCAGCCAACAGCAUUCUGUUCUGCGGCAGGUUUUCUGCUCCCUAAGGGUGAGCGUUUCCUGUGUCCUCCUGUCUUGCACCACAGCCCUGUGAACAUGGGUCUUUAAAGCCAAGUGCCUAGGUGAUGAGGGCAGAUUCCUCAUCCAUCUGAAUCUCAUGCUUGUCCACACUCAGCUCUCUCCAUACUGACCACUCAUUUGCCCUACUUAGUCGAGAUCAUGGGACCAUAGAACUUAAUGAUUCCCUAUUGUAUUUAAAAUGUAGUCCAAAUCCCAUAGGAUGGCAUACAAAAUUUUCCUAGAUGGCUCCAGCCUUCUUCCCCACUCAUUCCACAUGUAACUCAUUUUAGUUACACCAUGUUCUGCCUUGUACCUCAAAACUUGUUGCAUACUUGUCUUAGCCUAUUUCAGUAGUAGUACAUGCUUCUAGCUAAGACAACUGUUUUAUAGUUUUCCUGGUACAUGUGCUUCUUAGAGUUUCUUUAAUGCAUAUUUUUAUUUUAUUUUUGACAUUCAUACAUCACCAAGUAUGUGGAAAACGGCAUCAGGCAUUGGAGACAAAGGGGCAGAGUCAUGGUCUUUUGACAUCUGGUCUUUAAUACUCAUGCUGGAAUGAUGUAGCUUUUAUGACAGCCAGAUUGGACUAGGUAAUGUCCUUAAAUGUAUCAUGUGACCCUCUUGUAGGGAUCAGACAUUCUUCCUGUUAAUUAUAUAUUCUCCACCUCCAACUCUAACAGUAAAAAUUUCAUUCAACUCUUAAAGCUCA